This is a messenger RNA of Pseudozyma flocculosa PF-1, 2283 nucleotides long. RefSeq lists its product as uncharacterized. Gene Ontology annotation, molecular function: ATP binding; diacylglycerol-dependent serine/threonine kinase activity. Lineage: Eukaryota; Fungi; Basidiomycota; Ustilaginomycetes; Ustilaginales; Ustilaginaceae. The transcript is spliced from 8 exons. Gene Ontology annotation, biological process: fungal-type cell wall biogenesis; signal transduction; protein phosphorylation. The coding region runs from base 1 to 2283 and encodes 760 amino acids. The record is from RefSeq and is a predicted model, not a curated record.
AUGGCAGACCCGACCGAGACCAAGGUGGCCGAGGUCUACGCCCGGAUCCAGACCCAGCGUCGGAUCAUGGAGGGUAACCAGGCCUUGCGCGGCGCCACCAACAACCCGGACGUCAUCCGCCAGGCCGAGUCUCAGAUCCGCGAGGCCCAGAGGAACAUCUCGUAUCUCGAGGAAAGCCUUCAGAGCCUCAAGACGCGACGGGCCAGCGGCGGCAUGGCGCUCGGCGCUCGUACCGACAGCCCCGCCAGCACCGCGGGCAGCACCAACCCCGCCACCAGCCAGCAGAGCUUCGGAUCCUCAAAGACCACGCUCGCCAGCUCCGUCUCGGGCGGCCGGCCCUACCCCGGCGACAGCAGCUCGUCGUACCGGGGAUCGUCCAACCCCUCGUCGCCCAGCGUCUCGGCGCGGCGGUACGACGGCAGGACCCAGCCUCCGUCCGGCGCGGACAUGGGCGCCGGUGGGCCAGACGGAGGGUCGUACUCGCAGUACGCCGGCCAGGGGCCCUAUGGCGGCGGCCCCGGGGGUGCUGCAGCAGGAGGCGGGUACGGCCAGGGCGGAUCGGAGGCGUGGCAGCCUGCCAUGCAGAGGAUGGGGACGAGCGCGAGGAAGCAGUACACGAACCUGGACCUCAUCAAGUACGACACGCCGCACACGACUGCCAAGAUCUCGCGCAUGCUGCACCAGCUCGAGUUCAAGCUGCAGAUCGAGAAGCAGUACAAGAUGGGCAUCGACAAGAUGGCCAAGCUGUACCAGGCCGAGGGCGACCGCAAGAGCAAAAACGACGCCGAGUCGAAGCGCGUCGAGAGCGCCAGCAAGAUUGUGCUGCUGCAGCAGGCGCUCAAGCGGUACAAGCAGCUCCACGUCAUGGAGGACGACGACGACGGCAGCGGCGGUAACGGCCUGCCCGACUCGCUCGAGGACCGGCGGCAGAACCUGCGCAAGCCGCUGUCGGGCACGCUGCAGAUCUCGAACCACGGUCCGCCUUCGGGCGGCGCCGUGGCUCCGCAGCCAGGCUACGGCGGACGUCCGCAAGGCCAGCAGGCCCCUGGAAGCUUUGGACCCGGCAGCGUCAUCUCACCUGCCGCCCAAGGCGUCCCGCACCACCUGCAGCAGCAGCAGCAGCAACAACAACAACAGCAGCAGCAGAUGGCAUCGCCACAGGCGCUCAAGCAACAGCAGCAGCAGCAACAGCAGCUCGAGCUCCAAAAGAACCUCUCGGCCGUCUCGCAGCAGGUCAACUCGCAGCCGCUGGCGCCGCGCAACCCGGUCUCGUCGAAGCGCAAGAUCGGGCUCAACGACUUCAACUUCCUCGCCGUGCUCGGCAAGGGCAACUUCGGCAAGGUCAUGCUGGCCGAGGAGAAGCGCUCGGGCAACCUGUACGCGAUCAAGGUGCUCAAGAAGGAGUUCAUCAUCGAAAACGACGAGGUCGAGAGCACCAAGUCCGAGAAGCGCGUCUUCCUCGCCGCCGCCCGCGAGCGCCACCCGUUCUUGCUCGGCCUGCACUCGUGCUUCCAGACAGAGACCCGAGUCUACUUUGUCAUGGAGUACGUCAGCGGCGGAGAUUUGAUGCUCCACAUCCAGCGCGAGCAGUUUACCCCGCGCCGCGCCAAGUUCUACGCCGCCGAGGUGUUGCUGGCGCUCGAGUACUUUCACAAGCAGGGCAUCAUCUACCGCGACCUCAAGCUCGACAACAUCCUCCUCACCCUCGACGGCCACGUCAAGGUGGCCGACUACGGCCUGUGCAAGGAGGAGAUGUGGUACGGCAACACCACCAGCACCUUUUGCGGCACGCCCGAGUUUAUGGCGCCCGAGAUCCUGCUCGAGCAGCGCUACGGCCGCGCCGUCGACUGGUGGGCGUUUGGUAUCCUCAUCUACGAGAUGCUCCUCGGCCAGGCGCCCUUCCGCGGCGACGACGAGGACGAGAUCUUUGACGCCAUCCUCGAGGACGAGCCCCUCUACCCGAUCCACAUGCCAAAGGACUCGGUCUCGAUCCUGGAAAAGCUGCUGACGCGAGACCCCGCGCGCCGCCUCGGGUCCGGACCCACCGACGCCGAGGAGAUCAAGGCGCAUCCCUUCUUCCGAGACGUCAAUUGGGACGACAUGUUCCACAAGCGCGUCCCGCCGCCCUUUUGCCCGACGCUCAAGAACCCCAGCGACACGAGCUGGUUCGACACCGAGUUCACGAGCGAGAAGCCCACCCUCACGCCCGUCCACAGCGUGCUCUCGGCGCAGGACCAGGCCGAGUUCAAGUCGUUCUCCUGGACCGCACCGCACGUCAUGUGA